Molecule: messenger RNA, 2252 nt
Organism: Camelus dromedarius (Arabian camel)
Lineage: Eukaryota; Metazoa; Chordata; Mammalia; Artiodactyla; Camelidae
Gene: LSM12
Product: LSM12 homolog
Exons: 5
Coding region: 92-679 (195 amino acids)
Molecular function (GO): RNA binding
Source: RefSeq, a predicted model, not a curated record
CGCCCCGUACGUCGCGGCGCGGCGCUCACUGGGGGCCCGGCUUUCGCCCGCUGCUGCCGCCGCCGCCGCCGGCCGCGGCUGCUCUCCCAAGAUGGCGGCUCCUCCGGGCGAGUACUUCAGCGUUGGGAGCCAGGUGUCGUGCCGGACGUGCCAGGAGCAGCGGCUGCAGGGCGAGGUGGUAGCCUUCGACUACCAGUCCAAAAUGCUGGCUUUAAAAUGUCCCUCUUCCAGUGGAAAGCCCAACCACGCAGACAUCUUGCUCAUAAACUUACAGUAUGUUUCAGAAGUGGAAAUAAUUAAUGACCGAACAGAAACCCCUCCUCCCCUAGCUUCACUCAAUGUUAGUAAGCUUGCCAGCAAAGCACGGACAGAGAAGGAGGAGAAGCUGAGCCAGGCCUAUGCAAUCAGCGCUGGUGUCUCCCUAGAGGGCCAGCAGCUCUUCCAGACCAUACACAAGACCAUUAAAGACUGUAAAUGGCAAGAAAAAAACAUCGUAGUCAUGGAAGAAGUUGUUAUUACACCCCCAUAUCAAGUGGAAAACUGUAAAGGCAAAGAGGGGAGUGCACUGAGCCAUGUACGCAAAAUAGUUGAAAAACAUUUUAGAGACGUGGAAAGCCAAAAGAUACUGCAGCGUUCACAAGCCCAGCAACCACAGAAGGAGGCUACCCUGUCAUCCUGAGUCCACACAUAUGGAGGACUCUUCCAGCAUCCAGCCAAGGAGGCGAUGGUGGUGGCUUCAGCGGAGGCAGGCCGGGGGAGGGAAGGGAUCCUAUAUUUCCUGUUGGCUCUUGUUAACAGAGGGUCGGCAUUUCCAAAUCUUAGACUUGAACAAAAAAAAACACCCAACAAAAGAACAAGAGAAUAAUUUAAAAGUUGAAUCAUUACUUGACUAACAGACUUUGGUCCACCAUGUCCUUUUCACAGCUCCCUUCUGGAACAGUCACCUUGUUAAUUUUAUUUUUGAAUAUUCCUUUUCUGCUCUGCCCUUUUACCUCUGACUUUCCUUUCCCAGUCUGUCUCUGCCAUUCUGUUUUUAUAAGUGGCUACACUUGCCUUCUAAGUGAUUGAAAGAAACUUUUACAUCUUCUCUUCCAAAAUAAAAGUAACAAGCUGACUGUGAUACUUAAGUUGAGACUAGAGCAGCAGACAGAGGUCUCACUUUAAAUUUUUUUUUUUUUUUUUUUUUUUUUUUUGCACAGGGCAUGGCUUGAAUUAGUUUUAUUUUUCUUAACUUUAAAUAUAUAUAUGAAAAUAUAUAUUAAAAUGUUCUCUAAAUAUUUUCUGCUUCUUGCAGGUCUCUUUUUACAAGAUCAUGGCCGCUCUUCCCACCUCAUUCCUCUGAAAAUAAAAAUUUAUUGCCCUCCCCACCACCCAUAGCCAGACAACUAACCUGACUUAGUUCACAGCGAGAAUCCUCUGCAGCACUUUGUAGAGCCAGUGUAUGCGGAUGGGAUCUGGCUUUGAAGGUUCCUGGUGGCUUUUUAGUCUUGAACUAUGUGUGUACCGUCUCAUAUUUGGCCAAAACCUCAGGAUUCUCCCUCUGCCUUUGUCUUAACUUCAUGGUACUAGAAGAACCUCCUCAUCACUCUCCUGUCUCCUAGACAGGAGCAUCAACUGCCCUUUCUCCUGUGCCCUCUGCAGGAAGAACUAUUUUGCACGGCACAUCUCAGCUCCUCCUCGAGGGAUGGUUUUCUUUCAUAAGAAACCUGGAUUCCACCUAUCCCAACCUCUUUUAAGUCUGUAUCCAGAGCCACUAGCCCAGGAGGAAGCUUGGAUGACCUAUUGUUUUUCUUCUCCUGCCAACCUCCUGCUCUUAUGCCCUUCCCCACCCCUUGAAAUUUUAUAAGCUUAUGACAGUUUGUAUGUGCUCAGCCAAUGGGCAGAAAACCUGGGAAGAAUUUCUGGACUUUAGCCCACCAGUUUGUCUGGUUUGACUAACCUGCUGAGAGCUAAAACUGGCACCUGUUACCCCUGUGCCUUCAAGGCAGUCCAGUGGGGUAGAGUGUGCCACCCUCUAAAUAUCAGGCACUGUGUGGGAGUGGGUGAUGCUCAUGUGACUGGCUAGAGCUUCGGGGGUGGGGUGGGGAUUAACUACUAUUAUUUUGGCCAUGAUCUCUUUCCCCUUCCUUUUUUUUUUAAUUAAAUAAAUGGAUCAAAAUUAAAUAAUUCAAGCCCUGCCUUCAAAAUGAAAUUUUUUUUUUUUUUAGUAUUGUUUAGCAAAAACAAUAAAACCCAAAUUUUUUUAACCAUCA